Psammomys obesus (fat sand rat) is the source of this 1269-nucleotide messenger RNA. RefSeq names its product leucine rich repeat protein 1 (gene Lrr1). The transcript is spliced from 4 exons. NCBI's taxonomy places the organism in Eukaryota, Metazoa, Chordata, Mammalia, Rodentia, Muridae. Gene Ontology annotation, molecular function: protein binding. The coding region runs from base 1 to 1269 and encodes 422 amino acids. The record is from RefSeq and is a predicted model, not a curated record.
AUGAGGCUGCACUGUGAGGUGGAGGUCCGUAACCAGCACUUACCGGCCUUGGGACUCAAGGCCCGAGGCAAGGGCGUGCGAGCGGUGGUGAGCCUGUGCCAGCCGCCGCGCAGGAGUGCGCUGCAGCCUGGGGCAGGAGCAGGGUCCGACGGCCGAGCCUGCUUGCUGGUCUCCACUAUGAAGGACAGACAGGGAACCCGCUACGAGCUAAGAGAGAACAUUGAGCAGCUCUUCACCAAAUUUGUGGAUGAGGGGAAAGCCACUGUCCGGUUAAAGGAGCCUCCUGUGGAUAUCUGUCUGAGUAAGGCCAAUCCUGGCAUUUUAAAGACUUUCCUUUCAGCUAUAAAACUGGCUCAUAGAGGUUGUGACAUCAACACACCACUUUCAACACCUAAGCCAGUGAAGACUUCAGAAUUUGAAAAUUUUAAAACCAAAAUGGUAAUCACAUCCAAAAGGGAUUAUCCCCUAAGCAAGAACUUUCCGUAUUCUCUGGAACAUCUUCAGGCUUCUUACUGUGGCCUUGUCCGAGUUGAUACGCGUAUGCUUUGUUUAAAAUACCUUAAGAAGUUAGACUUGAGUCACAAUUGUAUAAAAGAGCUUCCAGCUACAAUUGGAGACCUCACCCACCUUCAAGAGCUCAACCUUAAUGACAAUCACUUGGAGUCGUUUAGUGUGCCCCUGUGUCAGUCCACACUCCAGAAGUCACUUCAGAGUUUGGAUCUCAGCAAGAACAAAAUCAAGGCCCUCCCUGUGCAGUUUUGCCAACUCCGGGAACUUACAAAUCUAAACCUCAACGAUAAUGAAUUGAUUCAGUUUCCUUUCAAGAUAGGACGGCUAACAAACCUUCGCUUUCUAUCAGCAGCUCGGAACAAACUUAGAAAUCUACCUUCUGAAUUUAAAAUGUUGUCCCUGGAGUACUUGGAUCUUUUUGGAAAUACUUUUGAAAAACCAGAAGUCCUUCCAAUUAUAAAGCUUCAAGUACCAUUGACUUUACUGGAAUCUUCUGCACAAACCAUACUGUCCAAUAGGAUUCCGUUUGGCCCUCAUAUCAUUCCUUUCCAUCUUUGCCAAGAUUUGGAUACUGCCAAAACCUGUGUCUGUGGAAGAUUUUGUCUACAGUCUUUCAUUCAAGGAACUACCACAAUUAAUCUACACGCUGUGGCCCACACUGUGGUCUUAGUGAAUAAUGUGGGUAGAAUGGAAGCUCCGAUUAUCUCUUACUUUUGUUCUCUAACCUGUUAUGUAAAUUAUUCUGAUAUGUUAAAGUAG